Molecule: messenger RNA, 3320 nt
Organism: Syngnathus acus (greater pipefish)
Lineage: Eukaryota; Metazoa; Chordata; Actinopteri; Syngnathiformes; Syngnathidae
Product: recombining binding protein suppressor of hairless-like protein
Exons: 11
Coding region: 1006-2553 (515 amino acids)
Biological process (GO): regulation of transcription by RNA polymerase II
Cellular component (GO): nucleus
Molecular function (GO): DNA-binding transcription activator activity, RNA polymerase II-specific; RNA polymerase II cis-regulatory region sequence-specific DNA binding
Source: RefSeq, a predicted model, not a curated record
GCAUGUGCAUGUGUGUGCGCGUGCGCACGUGCAUGGCCGUGUGUGUAUGUGUCGUCAGACUAAGGUCGUCACCUCAGGGUCACCUCGUGAACUCAACGGUGGAAAAAUGCAAAAGAAUGACAGCUGAGUAACAAUUGUUUUAACCAUUGCAUCAUCUGUCCAUCAUCUUUGGGAUUCAUUAAUGAAUCACAUAAAAAAUUGCAGAUCAUUUCAUUCGUUUAUUUGCAUUUGUUUAUGUGGAUUAUUUUUUCUUUUCAAAUUGACGGUGCAGAAAACGCAUCACCAUAAACCGAUCAUUCAAUUCCUGAUAUGGGCUGUACCAUUGGCCAGAAAAUUAGCAAAAAUAUUGCCGUUGUCCACAAGUAGCUCAUUUUGAGGAAAAGCAGAACAAAAGAUCACGAAGAAAAUAGGAGAGGAUCUACAGCUCAGAGGCUGAAAUUGAGGUGAUUUAAACUAUUCGCCAAUGAAUGAAUUAUCCAAAUGCUUGUGAAUUGAUUUGAAGUUGUCUAUGAAUAGAUGAAUUGACUGUUGAGGUCAGCUCAAAUGUUACUGAGCGGCAUUGUCUUUAGCGCUCUCAUAGCGUGCAUGGGCCGAUUUUUUUCUCACCUACCGAGGCUUAACCAAGACAAAGACUUGGAAUUAGCUGUUUCUCUUUCUCGAAGGGAUUCAAGAGAUUUAAGAGAUGCCAGCAACAAAGUAUAGCGCAGCCACGUGGUGUUUUCAUGUGUUGCAGGAGUUUCCCCGCAUCGGUCAGCUCGCGUCCAAGCCGAGGAGGUCACUCACCUGCUGGACGACCACGUGGGCUGGGACAGACCGCAACAAUGUCCAUGCAGCAUCCCAGCAGGGCUCGCUCCCGUUAAGAGUGCAAAGGUCAAGCGGGGGUCCACGUGUGUGUGUGUGUGUGUGUGUGUGUGUGUGUGUGUGUGUGUGUGUGUGUGUGUGUGUGUGUGUGUGUGUGUGUGUGUGUGUGUGUGUGUGUGUGUGUGUGUGUGUGAGAGUGCGGGAAUGUUCCAAGUGGACGCUGACCGAAAACAGCCCAGCAAGUGCAGUGGACAAAACCUUCUUGUUUGGGUUCCCAGCGCACAACGACGUGCUUGGAUGACUUUGCUGCCGAGACGAAUGGCGUCGGCUUGCAGAGCGCGUGAAACACUCCAAGCCCACAGCGUCGUCAUCCUGCACACCAAAGUUGCUCAGAAGUCGUACGGCAACGAGAAGAGGUUCUUCUGUCCUCCUCCCUGUGUUUACGCCAACAUGCCGAGGCCGACGCGUGACCUCCUACAAGCUGAAGGCCUUGCUUUAAACGAGGGGACGGACGGCGUGCAUGGCUACAUGUGCGUGGACAGCGCCACGCUGACUCGCAGUGACACCCACAAGCUCAACUUUGAAACACUGCCCAACAAGACUGGGAUGUUGGCAUGCGCCAAGUCUCUGUUCAUCUCAGACCAGGACAAAAGGAAACACUUUCGUCUCAUACUCGGGCUCUUCCUGGAAGUGGGCUCGGUCCGACAGGAAGUAGGCUCCUUCCACAGCCGCCCAAUCAAAGUCAUCUCCAAACCGUCGCAGAAGAGACAAAGCAUGAAGAAUGCAGACCUGUGCAUCUCUGCGGGUUCCCGUGUGGCGUUGUUCAACCGCCUGCGCUCUCAGACUGUCAGUACUCGCUACCUGAAUGUGGAGGGCGGGUCCUUUGUCGCCAGCACCCGACAGUGGACUGCCUUCAUCAUCACGCUCGUGGAGGAGCAGCACGCUGAGCAUCAAGGUGACUUUGUGCUGAGUGAAGGAUUCGUCUGUUACGGUUCUGUGGUCCAACUUGUGUGCACCGAGUCUGGACUCACUCUGCCCCCCAUGGUAAUCCGCAAGGUGAACAAGCAGCACGCCGUCUUGUCGGUGGACGAGCCCGUGUCGCAGCUGCACAAAUGUGCCCUGGAGAUGGGCCGCGCGCCGCCGGCCUACCUGGCCGUUGCCGACGACGCCGUGGUGCUGCACCAGGCCACGCCCGGCGCAACACAGCCGGGCCGAGUGUCGCUGAACGAUGGCUCGUGCUGGACCAUCAUCGGCGUAGAGGUGGUGGAAUUCGCCUUCUGCCAGGCGGACGGCGCCUGCAUCCAGAUGCCCGUCACGCCUUUUCCUGAUGUCAGCGGGCUGGAACUCAGCGGCGGCGGCUACGCGGCUACGUUGGAACUGCGCGGCGAAAACCUGGGGCCUCACCUAAAAGUCUGCUUCGGCUGCUGCAAGGCCGAGACCGUAUUCAAGUCCACCAAGUGCCUAGUUUGCACGGUUCCCGAUGUGUGCGCGUUGCAGUGCGGUUGCUACGGCGCCGACAGCCGUCACGAAGGUGGUGGCACGGUGACAGUGCCGAUCUCCCUGCGGCGCCCGUGCGACGACCUCGACUACCGCACAACCUUCAGCUUCACGUACACGCCUGAGAGGCCGCGCCGCCUGACACCUCCAGCGGCAGGCGCCCUCAGGACAGCAGCAGCUGGGCACCGCGAUGACGCCAUGUUGAACAGCAUACACCACGAGUUUGCCAGGACCAACUUCCAACUCUUCGCUUGAAGUCCUAACCCGGCUUUUUCCAGCCAAUCUUUGUUUGACACCCUAUUUUGAAAGCCUCAAAUUGCCAUGAAAACCUCAACUUGAAACUGCUCGUGUGGUUUGGAAAGCCCUACUCUGAAAUCCUCCCCUUCUAUUCUCACCUUUGUUGAAACAUCCUAAUUUGUGAACGUGAAGGUGUAACUUCAGAUUUGAAUCUACACUUUGGCUAAAACUCUUAUGUUGCUUUCAAGUCCAACCGUGGCUUGCUUGCUUCAUGAGUGACCAUCACAAAUAAAAGCACCAAAUGCCAUCCAUUCUUGUCUGGUGUGUGUGUGCGUGUGUGCGUGCGUGCCUGCGUGCGUGUGCGUGCGUGCGUGCGUGCGUGCGUGCGUGCGUGUGUGUGUGUGUGUGUGUGUGUGUGUGAGCGCGUGUGAUGAGCAAGGAACAGAGAUGAGCGAUGGUUUUGAACAAGUUCCUUAUUUGUGCUUACUUGGAUGACAAUGAUGCCAAUGAUGACGAACAAAAGAAGCAAAACGACAAGAGUCAAAAAGGUCAUCGCCAGAUCUUUUCCCAAUCCUCUUCACUGACCCCAAGCCAUACUCCUGCUUUGCCUCGUUUCGAACGCCAAAGGUGCAGCCCUGAUUUCCAACAGGUGUUGUGCCAGAUUUGGUUCCCCGUGAGGAUUUGUUUCCCCUGACGCGGGAGCGCGCACCCCUUGUUUGGAAAGCGAAAAACCGAUGCCGUACGGCGUCAGCACUAUGUUGUUUUCAAUAAAAACAUGAAGGACA